Mesoplodon densirostris (Blainville's beaked whale) is the source of this 993-nucleotide messenger RNA. It is a transcript of the gene CNPY2, whose product is annotated as canopy FGF signaling regulator 2. Gene Ontology annotation, cellular component: endoplasmic reticulum. Lineage: Eukaryota; Metazoa; Chordata; Mammalia; Artiodactyla; Ziphiidae. The record is from RefSeq and is a predicted model, not a curated record. Bases 327 to 875 code for a protein of 182 amino acids. The transcript is spliced from 6 exons.
GCCUGGGAGCCGCUCCUGCGCUGCCUGUUCGCGCGAGAGUUUGGAGGGGCGGGUUUGGGGUCGGUCUCUAGUGUGGGACUCGUACCGUAGCGCAUCUGAGACCUGCUUAGGCGUCCACUUAGGGCUCGAGGAGCUGGCUCAGGCAGUCGCCGGGGCACCCCGUGUCUGGAAAGCGCAGGAGCGCUCUGGAGAAGCCUGGACAGACCCGCUUCCCCGCAGCCAGGUGCUAGGGUCGGGAGCUAAAGUGAGAGGCCGGCUGUCUUCCAGUGCCUGGGCCACGGCGGCGGCCCUGGGAGCAGAGGUGGAGCAACCCCAUUGCGCUAAAGAUGAAGGGCUGGGGUUUGCUGGCCCUGCUUCUGGGGGCCCUGCUGGGAGCUGUCUGGGCCCGGAGGAGCCAGGAUCUACACUGUGGAGCUUGCAGGGCUCUGGUGGAUGAACUAGAGUGGGAAAUUGCCCAGGUGGAUCCCAAGAAGACCAUUCAGAUGGGCUCUUUCCGAAUCAAUCCAGAUGGCAGCCAGUCAGUGGUGGAGGUGCCUUAUGCUCGCUCAGAGGCCCACCUCACAGAGCUGCUAGAGGAGGUAUGCGACCGGAUGAAGGAGUAUGGGGAACAGAUUGACCCUUCCACCCACCGCAAGAACUACGUACGUGUAGUGGGCCGGAAUGGAGAAUCCAAUGAACUGGACCAACAGGGGAUCCGAAUUGAUUCAGACAUCAGUGGCACCCUCAAGUUCGCGUGUGAGAGCAUUGUGGAAGAAUACGAGGAUGAACUCAUUGAAUUCUUUUCCCGAGAGGCUGACAAUGUUAAAGACAAACUUUGUAGUAAGCGAACAGAUCUAUGUGACCAUGCCCUGCACAUAUCGCAUGAUGAGCUAUGAACCACUGGAGCGGCCCAGACUGACAAGCUUGAUGGAUCACCCCCAGGAGGGGAGAGGGUGGCAAUGCCUUUUAUAUUAUGUUUUUACUGAAAUGAACUGAAAAAAUAUGAAACCAAAA